ACCAAGAGUGACGACAUAAUAAUAAUCUCGUUAUUGUACACCCAUUUCAGCGACUUGAAAGUAAUCUUACGCCGAUUUUCAGUCUUGUAUAACAGUAGCCGGGCUGUUGCACAUUGGAACCAAUCGCACCAUCGCUGUGUGAUCUAUACUCGACGACAAGAUGCCCAAGUCACCCUUCUCUCCGGGCUCAAGCCGUACAUUCUCAUCCGUUGGCCGCAUGCCCGUCAUCGCGGAGGACGACUCACUCCCCGCCAUCACGCACCCAAAGGCAGCUGCCCUCCCUCCACCACCGCCAUGCCGUAGCACAAAACCGAAAUACUACGGUCGCUCGCCAGUACCACGAGCUAUCAACUCGCACCCGUCCUACCCUCCUCCGGCCUAUUCCCGCAGCUCGUCUCGUGACAGCACCCUCAGCACUCUGAGCACACGCAGCCUGCUCAGCGGAGGCAGCUAUGGCAGCCGUCCGAGCUCGGGCACAUCAACCCCCAGGCUUUCUCCCAGGAAUUCUCUCAAGGACAAGUCUCGGCUCCUCCCCAUCACUACGCCCGUAGGGCUAUCAUCGGCUGCGGAGAAGAACAAGAAGGGGCCCUGGAUCACCCGCCGCGGCAAGAGAUAUCGCAUGAUAAUUGUCCUUAUCCUUGGAAUCAGCCUGAUUGUUGGUCUGUCAGCUGGCCUGACAGUUGGAAAGCGUACUCCAACUCCUCCAACAUCGUCAGCUACCACGAACUCGACAAACCUGUUUCCUUCCGGCUCGUUCGCCUUCAACACGGCUCUGUUAGAAUCCAGCACCGGAUGUACAGCCAACCCAUCGACAUGGCGCUGCUUCCCGUACCAAAACUACUCGCAAUCCGCGAACGAUUCUCUCGCAUCCUUUUUCUGGACAAUCUCGCCAAAGAACUCGUACACCUACCAGAUUUCAUCCUCCUCCAACCCCUUUGCUCCGCAGUUCACAAACCAGACAAUGGUACUGCUCGAAGGAAACACACUCAACGAGCGCCUCGUCUUCAACUUUUCCCUUCCCAAGACCGUGGUCCCGUCCGAGGCCAUCACCGAAGACGGACGCGCUGCAACCUGCACAUUCUCCGACACCGCAUUCCGCGCAACCCUCUGGACGAGACGCAACACGACCACGCUGCUCGGCACUGUUGCGUCUGGAACGAACGCGACUAGCACUGAUGGAAACGUCAAGUGGGGAGCAUGGACCGGCCAAGUCGAGAUCGUGCAAGUCAAGAAGGGGGGACCUGAGUGCCAGGAUAAAGCUGGGAAUGCCGUCACGGUCGCGGCGGGAAGAGAACAGUGUAAGUGCCGGUACGCCAAUCACGACCUCAGCUCGCAGAAAAAGACGAAGAGGGAUUGGCAGGCAUAAGAAAAGUUCGGUGGUCUUUGCUUCAGGAGUUUUUUGGGUUGAUGUUGGGUUUUGGAAACGAUGAAAUGUACAUACCAUCUGGAGUUUUGGAUGACAAGGGCAUUACCACUAGACUUUUGAAAAGAUACCCUACAUUGGAAGAAUUAUCUCUUUUGUGCCCUAACUUCUUUCAUCAUCUCAUCAUAUAAAGACCGCGCAUACUUUCAUCUACCUUAUGGCUUCUGGGUAAAAGCCUAAGGUUUAAGUAGAGCUCAUGACUAUGAUAGGCCCAGAGAAGUUUCCAAAGACUCAUGCGGAGGACGGACUCUGUUGUAUUAUUCUGGUAAUUGUUUGCUGUACCCUUUCAUUAUAAUAUACCCUAUAUAUA
Molecule: messenger RNA, 1733 nt
Organism: Colletotrichum godetiae
Lineage: Eukaryota; Fungi; Ascomycota; Sordariomycetes; Glomerellales; Glomerellaceae
Exons: 2
Coding region: 161-1366 (401 amino acids)
Source: RefSeq, a predicted model, not a curated record